Oppia nitens is the source of this 889-nucleotide messenger RNA. RefSeq names its product YEATS domain-containing protein 4-like (gene Gas41). Lineage: Eukaryota; Metazoa; Arthropoda; Arachnida; Sarcoptiformes; Oppiidae. The record is from RefSeq and is a predicted model, not a curated record. The coding region runs from base 111 to 797 and encodes 228 amino acids. Gene Ontology annotation, biological process: regulation of DNA-templated transcription. The transcript has a single exon.
UGAUAUUAAUAUAAUAAUAAAGUAUUUGAAUUGUUUGUCAUUGAAAUUGUAAUAAAUUUUGUCAAUAAUUUAGUUAUAAAGUGAUUACAAUCACUGCAAUAACCGCCACAAUGACUGAAAUGGCUUUAUUGAAGUCCAAGAUCUGUGAGUACGGACCCGAUUCUGGCGGUCGUGUGAAGGGAACAGUUGUUGUCAAACCAGUCGUCUACGGAAAUGUUGCCAAAUAUUUCGGUAAAAAGCGUGAAGAGGACGGACACACACAUCAAUGGACAGUCUAUGUAAAGCCAUACAAGAAUGAAGACAUGUCUUCAUAUGUCAAGAAAGUUCACUUCAAACUUCAUGAGUCAUAUCAAAACCCGAACCGAAUGAUCACUAAACCUCCUUAUGAGGUGACAGAGACCGGUUGGGGUGAGUUUGAAAUUGUCAUCAAAAUAUAUUUCAUUGAUCCUAAUGAACGACCCGUCACUAUAUACCAUAUCUUAAAGUUAUUUCAAACUGAUCCCAGCAAUAAUGUAAUCAAUGUUAAGAAGCAUUUAGUCUCUGAAUUUUACGAUGAAAUCAUAUUUCAAGAUCCAUCGGUUAUGAUGUCACAGCUAUUGUCAUCAAACAGACAGUUGACUUUAGGACAGUUCAAACACGAGACAGACUUCGACGACAAGAAAGAGAGAACACUCAACACUAUAUUGAAUGCCAAGAAUAAAGUUCGUCUCGAGAUUUCAGAUCUAAAGGAAAGACUUAAAGUGGCCAAAGAAGCCAUCAAUAAAUAUAAACAAGAAAUCUCUAAAAGUAAUGAAUAAUAAUUUUUAAAAAUUUUAAUGGUCUGUCAACUCAUUAAAUAAUUUGAUGUCAUCUUUAUAUAAAUACUGUAUAAAUAAGUUUUAUAACAAAA